AUGGCUUCCGACGACCGUCAUGAACUGGAGGGUUCGAUCCCAGCAACAUUGAUUGCACAAACUGAGGCUGCAAUUGUUGGGAGCUUGGAGGACGAUGGACCGGCUAGCAGAGGGAGACAGUCAAGGGGACGCCAGCACCAGGCUACCGACCAGGCUUUUGAUCAGAGCGAGUCAAGCAGUUCGCACACGAGACCUACCCAUUUGAACGUUCCCGAAGAUGAGCCAUCCGAGCCUCCUCCCGCAUAUGGCGAUCGCCACGAUCAUAUAGAGAUCAAACAGGACGGGUUCGAUACGAAUGCGAAUGUAACCGGCGAUGGGCGAGUAAAUAUCAACAUCAACCAGAAGACCCGUAGGCUAUCAGACCUCCUAGUUCCCGCAUUAAGGAAUCAACUAUCGCUGGUGGAGCAAGAGGCUCAAGCCCCGCUCCCUCCUGGAUAUAUCCCACCAGCCUUAGGUGGGUCGCCCGGUCAGAUACCACCCCCUCGUCUUAAUGUGGUUAUACACGUUGUGGGCUCGCGAGGAGAUGUACAGCCAUUCGUUGCCCUGGGGAAAACGCUGAAGUCCACAUAUGGCCACCGGGUGCGGCUGGCAACGCAUCCUACGUUCCAAGGCUUUGUCGAAGAAAAUGGUCUGGAAUUCUUUAGCAUUGGGGGAGACCCUUCUGAACUCAUGGCAUUCAUGGUCAAGAAUCCUGGGUUAAUGCCCGGGUUUGACUCCCUUAAGGGCGGCGAUGUUGGAAAACGCCGCAAAGGCAUGGAGGAGAUUGUAUUAGGCUGCUGGAGAUCAUGUGUCGAAGCUGGCAACGGUCUUGGAGCACCACCUUCCAAGGAUAGCACAAGUAACCUUGGUUUUGUAGCUGGAAUUAACAUGGAUACCAACCCUGCAGAUCUUCCAUUCAUUGCCGACGCCAUUAUUGCCAACCCACCGAGUUUCGCACAUAUCCAUAUCGCGGAGAAGAUGGGCAUACCACUUCACAUGAUGUUCACAAUGCCUUGGUCCCCUACCCAGUCGUUUCCGCACCCUCUCGCAAACAUCCAGUCGUCAAACGCGGAAGUGAACAUGACAAACUUCGUUUCAUACGCCCUAGUGGAGAUGAUGACUUGGCAGGGCCUCGGAGACGUAAUAAAUCGCUUCAGGGAACGUGCACUUGGGCUUGAUCCCAUCAGCUUGAUUUGGGCCCCUGGAAUGCUGAGUCGUCUCCGGAUUCCAUACACCUACUGCUGGUCACCAGCUCUUAUACCCAAACCCAACGACUGGGGCCAGCACAUAUCAAUAUCUGGCUUUUAUUUCCUUUCACUAGCUUCAUCAUAUACUCCUGACCCUGACCUCGCUGCGUUCCUCGCUGCUGGACCACCACCGAUUUAUAUCGGGUUUGGCUCUAUCGUUGUCGAUGACCCAAAUGCGAUGACGAAACUCAUCUUCGAAGCAGUCCAAAAGACGGGAGUGCGAGCACUGGUGUCCAAAGGCUGGGGUGGCCUGGGAGCUGAUGCCCUGGGUAUUCCCGAGGGCGUUUUCAUGCUAGGAAACGUACCACAUGACUGGCUUUUCCAGCACGUAUCCUGCGUGGUGCAUCACGGAGGCGCCGGAACUACCGCUGCUGGAAUUUCUACAGGUAAGCCGACUGUUGUAGUGCCUUUCUUCGGCGAUCAGCCGUUCUGGGGCGCGAUGGUUGCCAGGGCAGGAGCUGGCCCUCUCCCAAUCCCAUAUGCACAACUCACUGCCGAUAAACUGGCCGAUGCAUUACUUGAAGCUCUCAAACCUGAAACAUUAGCCAAGGCAAAAGAACUUGGUGCUCGCAUUAAGGAAGAAAAUGGGAAUGAACUUGGUGCUAAGAGCUUCCAUGAUAUGCUGGACGUGGAUAGUUUGAGAUGCUCUGUCGCACCAAGUAGAGUCGCUGUUUGGCGAGUGAAGCGCACUAAAACUCGAUUAAGCGCAUUAGCUGCAAAUAUCCUGGCAAGUGAAGGUCUUUUGGACUUUGCAGAUCUGAAACUCUAUCGAUCUCGAGAGUACGAGACUGAUGACGGCCCCUGGGAUCCUAUUUCUGGAGGUGCUUCAGCCUUGCUUGGAACACUUGCUAGCCUGACUAUGGGCGUAGCGGACUUUCCCAUUGAGAUCUUCAAAAAAGCUCGAACUCGGGUAGAGACAAUGAAAGAGACGUCGAGCUCUGGCGAAACCACUCCCCCAAUAUCCUCCGCUUCCCACUCUCAACUUGGGCUUGGUACCGAAAGCAUCGCUGGAUCAUCCCUCAACGCGGACGGUACUACUUCGUCGGCGGCGUCAACAAUUGAAACAUCAGCGAAGACAUCAUAUGAGAGUGCUGAGCGUUCAUCAUUGGAUGCCCCAGCUAGCAGCACACCAAUGACCAGUACGACAUCGUUGGGUACCCAGCGGGGUGAUUCACUGAAGCAGGCGUUGAGAGGUACUUUCAACAGAGCCCGAUCUCUUUCGAGAGAUAGGGAUACCAGCUCACGCUCAGGCUCGAAAGACCGCACCCCUGGUCUUCAUUGCCCGUCGCCUAAAAGGAGCCAAACUAGCAAAGCAGCUUUCCACAGAAAAGAAUUCGACCCCAGCCAAAUGACGCUAGAAAAUGCAGGGCGAGCCGGAAAAGGCGUCCAUCGCAUAGUUGCUGCCGGUUUGAAAUCACCAAUGGAUUUUACCUUAGGUAUUGCGCGUGGCUUUCACAAUGCCCCAAAGCUUUAUGGUGAUGAUACUGUCCGCCCACAGGAACGAGUGACGGACCUACAAAGCGGACUUAGAGCGGCAGGAAAGGAAUUCGGAUACGGAAUAUAUGACGGAAUCACAGGGCUCGUCACGCAGCCCAUUCGGGGUGCGGAAAAGGAGGGUGCCGCUGGGCUCAUUAAGGGCAUCGGAAAGGGCAUUGGGGGUCUUAUUCUCAAGCCUGGUGCUGCUAUCUGGGGCCUUCCCGGCUACGCCUUCAUGGGCGUGCACAAAGAAGUCCGUAAAUUAUUUGGCUCGAGUGUCUUGAAUUAUAUCAUUGCAGCGCGGUCAGCCAAGGGAUUUGAAGAUGCAAAGACGGCCACCCCGGAAGAGCGCUUGGAUAUUAUACAUCGCUGGACAACACAUAAAGCGGAAUAUCAAAAUUCCAGGCAGAAGAUACUAGAACAGGGGCCCGAGGGCCAACAGACGGGUUAUCUAUCGCCAAAGGGAUUCCUCCAAACUCGUCACUUAUCAUUUGACGAGAGGAAGAAGCUCCAUAAAGAGAGACAAGCAAAACGCCGGGAGGAGCCUCGUGAAGGCCAUCACUGGCAAGGUUCUCGCAGCAGUACGUUCUGCCGACGCGGCGAUCCACAGGACCAUUCGCCUCGCGCUACGGAAGAGCCUGCCGUCACAGCUCAAGAAACUCCCGUCACAAGCCAAGUUGAAGCAACCAAAGCCGAAUUUGAAGAUGCAAUACAUGCCUCGGUCGCCGCUACCUCGCGGGGCAUUCCCGAGGAAGACGAGAUGAUCGAGCGCGCCAUCCGUGCCAGUGUGCGCGAACUGCAAAGUGGGGAGACUUUCGCUCUCAACGAUCAAGAAGCCCUCGACCGCGCCAUCCAAGCUAGCAUCACAGAAGCAGGGCGGCGCCCAUCGGAUUCUGGGUCCGGAUCUGUCGAAUUCACGGAGGAGGAUGCAGAACAUGAAUCUCUGCUAGAGAAAGCUAUUCAAAGGAGUUUGAUGGAGCAUCAGAUGCGGCCUCUUGACUCGGAUGAUGAUGAGGAUCUGAAGCUCGCGAUCCAGCGAUCUCAAGAAGACCGACACUUGACUCUUGAACCGGAAGAGAUCGACGACGCGCUUAAUCUUGCAAUUCAGCAAUCGAAGGAACAGCUUUUGAAGGAGAAAACCGAAGAGCAGAUUGUGUUGGAGUAUACCAUGAGGCAGAGUUUGAGGGAGGCGGAACAUCGGGCUGCUGUAGACGGGAAACGGCCUGCUGAUAGAGUAGUGGAAGAGGAGAAGCCGAGUACAGCCGAUGACGAGGCGUUGGACUUGGCUCUGAAAGAGAGCUUGAAGCCUCAGGGUGCAUCUCAGCCUGGGCCUGGGUCCGGGUCUGGAUCUGGAUCUGGAUCUAAGUCGUAA
Molecule: messenger RNA, 4074 nt
Organism: Venustampulla echinocandica
Lineage: Eukaryota; Fungi; Ascomycota; Leotiomycetes; Helotiales; Pleuroascaceae
Product: UDP-Glycosyltransferase phosphorylase
Exons: 7
Coding region: 1-4074 (1357 amino acids)
Biological process (GO): carbohydrate metabolic process
Molecular function (GO): UDP-glycosyltransferase activity; hexosyltransferase activity
Source: RefSeq, a predicted model, not a curated record